GAUGCAGCGUAUGCUCAAACUGCCUGCUUUCUACUAUGUGGCCGGCUCGUCUUCGCUCGCUUCGGUAGCCAUGGGCAGCGUCCUGGGCUACUCCGCACCGGCGCUGGCCAGCAUGGCGACCAGCGGCAUCCGCAUGACGCGCUCCCAGGAGACCUGGUUCGGCUCAGUGCUCGCCAUGGGCGCCGUGGUAGGCAGCCUGGUGAGCGGCUUCCUCAUCCAACGUUUCGGACGCGUGCGGCCCAUCCAGUUCUCGUCACUGUGGUUCGUGGGUGGCUGCCUUUGCAUUGCCCUGUGCAACGGCAGCCUGCCGUGGAUGUUUGCGGGCCGCGUGCUCACGGGCUUCUGCUGCGGCCUCGUCUCUCUCGCGGUUCCCGUGUUUGUGGCCGAGAUCAGCCCGCCCCACGUUCGCGGCCUCCUGGGCUCCGGCGUCCAGUUGGCGUUCACGCUGGGCGUGCUGGCCGUCUUCGUGGGCGGCAAGUGGCUCGACUGGCAGUCGCUCGCUCUGCUGUGCACCGUUUGCCCCGUGGUCAUGGCCGUCGCUAUGGCGUUCACCGUCGAGUCCCCCCGUUGGCUUGUGGCCCACGGCCGACGCGACAAAGCGCUCGGAGCUCUGAGAUUCCUGUACGGCCCAAACUUCUGCGCGGAGGCCGAGUGCCUGACCAUCGAGGCCAGCUUGCUGCAUCAGCCGGCUGCUUUCGGAGACCUGCUGCGGCGCCGCUUCUGGCUGCCGUUCGCCUAUACGCUCCUGCUGAUGUUUUUCCAGCAGUUCUGUGGAAUAAACGUUGUUACCUUCUACGCGGUCAAGAUAUUCGAGUCGUCCGGCUCGGACAUCUCGGCCGCCAACUGCACGAUUAUGCUCGGCGUCGUGCAAGUAAUCGCGUCGCUCGGAUCGUCGGUGCUCAUCGACCGCGUUGGUCGCCGCAUCUUGAUGCUUGUGUCGUCUCUAAUCGUCACGGCCAGCCUGACGGUGUUGGGCUUCUUCUACUAUUACAAGGACAUGGACAAUGGAGAAUUCCGCCAUCGGUAUUGGUACGUGCCGCUUGCGUUACUCACGAUGUAUAUUGCCGCCUUCUGCCUUGGCAUCGGCCCGGUUCCCUGGGUCGUUAUGGUGGAGAUCCUAUCACCCAGAGCCCGCAGUCUCUCCACCGGCGUCAGCACCGCCUUUUGUUUCUUCUGCGAGUUCGUUAUCACGAAGGUGUUCGAUGACCUCGUCCGCCUAUUGAACUUUUCUGGACUCUUCUGGAUGUUCGCUUUGGUCACUGUUGUGCAGAUCAUCUUCGUCUACGUGUGCAUUCCAGAGACCAAGGGAAAGUCUCUCGAAGACAUCAGUCAGAUAUUCGAGAUGGUCCCCGUGUUCGGCUCUAAUGCAACUCAGUUGCAUACAGUGCCGACUACGCGUUCUUUCGAUGGUGUCACGGAGUAGGAAAGGUGCGUGGUCUCUGUGUAUGCGCCUGGCACCUGGCAAAGUUCUGUCGUGCCCGCAUGCACUUAACCUAGCACCAUGGCUGGACCAGCUAAACCAGUACAUCGUGGCCUAAUGACGGCAUCGAGCCAAAGCCCUCCUUCCGACACGUGUGGAGUAUGUGGU
Molecule: messenger RNA, 1588 nt
Organism: Dermacentor albipictus
Lineage: Eukaryota; Metazoa; Arthropoda; Arachnida; Ixodida; Ixodidae
Product: facilitated trehalose transporter Tret1-2 homolog
Biological process (GO): transmembrane transport
Cellular component (GO): membrane
Molecular function (GO): transmembrane transporter activity
Source: RefSeq, a predicted model, not a curated record